Molecule: messenger RNA, 1812 nt
Organism: Andrographis paniculata
Lineage: Eukaryota; Viridiplantae; Streptophyta; Magnoliopsida; Lamiales; Acanthaceae
Product: pectinesterase-like
Exons: 2
Coding region: 76-1695 (539 amino acids)
Biological process (GO): cell wall modification
Molecular function (GO): pectinesterase activity; pectinesterase inhibitor activity
Source: RefSeq, a predicted model, not a curated record
AAAAAAUAAACCCUAUUUUAAAUCAGAAACAGCUCAGUUUCAAUUAGCUCGAUCGAGCUUUAACCAGCCACAGCUAUGUCGAAAUUAAUAAACACACCUUUGUCAUCUUUCAUCGUCUUCUUGUUUUCUUAUUACAUAUGCUGUAGCAGGCAGGAUGCUAUGGCUGCCGAUGGUGAAAUUACCAAAAAGGGCAUCCGGGAAUGGUGCAGCACUACUCCACACCCGGACACCUGCAACUACUUCGUUACCCACGACCCUGACCCGAUUUCUUCCCAGGAGGAUUUCCGGACCCGGACCAUCCAAGCCGCCAUGGACAGAGCCGUCGACGCCCAAAGCCGAGCCGUGAAGCUCGGCUUCCAUGGAAGCCAGAUUGUGGAUAGAGACUGCAGCAGUCUCGUCGACGAUACGAUUGCUCAAUUAAACACCACUCUCCAUAGCAUUCGGACAAAUGCCAGUUACGAGGUUUCGGAUUUUCAGACAUGGCUCAGCGCAGCCAUGACCAACGUCGAAAUCUGUAACAGAUUAGGGUUUGACUAUUCCCCCAAAUUCGGGAAUUUUAAGUCGCCGGUUUUGUUGGAAAACGUUUCAGAGCUGAUCAGAAAUAGUCUCGCGGCAAACGGAGCACUCCUCGGCAACGACAGUGAUGAUAAGCACGUGACUCGGCACGGAUUCCCCAAGUGGAUGACGUCACGUGACCGGAGGCUGGUGCAGAACGCCGCCGCCAUCAAGUCCCAGGCAAACGCCGUCGUUUCACUUGAUGGGUCGGGUCAGUUCACAUCCAUCCAGGCCGCGAUUGACUACGCAGUCUCGGAACGGGUCGGGUCCGGGCGGGUUGUCGUCUAUGUGAAAACGGGGGUUUACACGGAGAACGUUUUGAUCAACAGAACUAUGUCUAACGUCACGCUGGUCGGCGACGGCAUCCGGCGUACCGUCAUCUCCGGCAACCGCAGCUCCUCCGGUGGUUUCACCACCCACAGCUCCGCCACCGUAGGUAUUGACGCCGCUGGAUUUAUGGCGAGAGGGAUCACAUUCCGCAACACCGCCGGGGCUGCCGGCGGCCAGGCAGCGGCGCUCCGGUCAGCCUCCGAUCUAUCGGUGUUCUAUGCCUGUGCCUUCGAGGGUUACCAGGACACGCUUUUUGUCCAGGCGCAGCGCCAAUUCUUCAAACACUGCGUGGUCUACGGCACCGUCGAUUUCAUCUUCGGCAACGCCGCCGUCGUCUUCCAGAACUGCGUCAUCUACGUGCGGCGGCCGUUGCUCGGCCAGGCGAACACCAUUGUCGCGCAGGGCCGUGGCGACCCAUUUCAGAACACGGGCGUGUCGAUCCAGUACUGUCGGAUCCACGCUGCGCCGGAUCUGGAGCCCGUUGUCGGAUCCGUGAGGACGUAUCUGGGCCGUCCGUGGCAGGAGUACUCACGGACGGUGGUGAUGCAGAGUUAUCUGGAUGAUUUGGUGGCGCCGGAGGGAUGGUCGCGGUGGGGUGACUCCGAUUUCGCCUUGACCACUUUGUACUACGGGGAGUAUGAGAAUUUCGGGCCGGGUGCUUCUACGGCGGGUCGGGUGAACUGGACGGGUUACCAUGUGUUGACGAAUCCGAAAGAGGUGGCCGGGUUUACGGUGUCGGGUCUGAUAUCGGGUGGUGCGUGGCUGCCCCGAACUGGAGUGCCAUUUACUGCCGGGUUGCUACGAUUGUAGCAUAUAUUUUUAUGAAUUAAUUAUUCAUUUUGUAAAAAUGAUGUAACAUAUAAAUGCCUAUAUAAUAAACGUAUACCCGAAAUUCUUGGGCUUUGUUUACAUACAUUUUAAGAACUU